Messenger RNA from Chara braunii, 1040 nucleotides. The record is from the annotation of a GenBank genome assembly. Lineage: Eukaryota; Viridiplantae; Streptophyta; Charophyceae; Charales; Characeae.
GCGUUGAAUGACCACGUACUUCCAGCAGAGGGACACACAAACAACAUUAAACAAACCCUCAUCGAGCUUGAAAUCAUCGUUUUGUCGUUCCACUUACAGACACAUAGACAAAAGCACAACCAUCAUGUCGAUGUCAGUGGCGCAGGCGAGGGCAGCUUUUGAAGAGGUAAUGCAAUACGCGGAGGAGGGCAUCCACUACGAUGACGACGRGGAGCUUCGACUACUGACGGAGAUAGUGCCGAGUUACUUCGAUGUCAGAGUGAACAUUCGUGCAAGCAUCGCUGCGAACGGAGAGGAGUUGCUCAGAGCACGGAUGCUAUUGGCACGGUUCACUGAGGCGCAUGAUUUGCGUGUAGACAACAGUGCUGAUACCUGUACAUACAGUUUGAGAAAAGUGGUUGGUUGGAUGAGCAUAGAAGGGAUGUCCGAUGAAGGAGACGUAGAUAUGAUAAAGCAACAGAAGGGCGGAACAUACACGCUAGCUGAUUUCAAGCAGAUGCUGAUGACACAGGCGAAGAAAUGGGGAAUGUUUGUUAAAGAUUCUAAGGACGAGAUGAAGAGCGGUGCAGCAGAAAUUUUAUUACUCUCGUGUUUGAAGGACAUACCGCAAGCUCCCCUGCAAGACUUCCAAGAUYUUCCAAUAAUUAUUGCAAACGGGGUGGAGUAUGUUUUACUCGACCAACUGGUGGAUUUCAUGAAAAAGAAACUUGACGAUCGGAAUGUCAUACAUGAGGCAUUGCAUGAUGUGACAGAGCAAGCACUGGYGGGCAAGGACCUUAUUAACUAUAGGGUGUGGAGUGUGGACGAGGAUGUCGUAUGUGGUACUCCAUUGUGGGAUGGAAUAUUCAUGACAGCUUUGCAUCGCCUCAGCAUUGCGACUUCUGAGACAAACAGAAAGAGGUCAAGGGAAGAAGGAUGAAAGUUGGUGGCCAGGGAAGCAGAUGUUGCUUUUCAUGCAGCAGAUGGACACACUUCAGCAGGGGAAGAAAUUGUGAGAACAGUCUCCAUCGUGCGUUUUCCAAUAAACCCAAUGUCCACGG